Messenger RNA from Neogale vison (American mink), 1823 nucleotides. RefSeq names its product alkB homolog 3, alpha-ketoglutarate dependent dioxygenase (gene ALKBH3). The record is from RefSeq and is a predicted model, not a curated record. Bases 703 to 1563 code for a protein of 286 amino acids. Lineage: Eukaryota; Metazoa; Chordata; Mammalia; Carnivora; Mustelidae. The transcript has 10 exons. Gene Ontology annotation, molecular function: dioxygenase activity. Gene Ontology annotation, biological process: DNA alkylation repair; DNA repair. Gene Ontology annotation, cellular component: nucleus.
CACAUCUUGUGGGUGUCGAGGGGUGGCAUUUGACUCUGCCGUUAGCUCUUUUGGGGCAGAUGGCAGUCUCCGUCAUCUCCCUGCCUAUUAAAGGAGAAGGAAUUCUAUGCUUCUCACCUGGGGAAAUUUGUUCAGUGUACAUAUUCCUGGGCUCACCCCAGCUCAGAAGGUCUGCGGAAGGUCUGGAAAUUGGAGUGCCAAAUCAGCCAUAAAACGAGCUCGUCACCUGCGAGGACUCGAAUGUGACGCUUUCUUAGAGCAAUAAAGAAAGGAAUCAUAGGUUCAGAACAUGUGGCUUGGACCUCCCUGGGUUGGUCUCCUUAGUAGCUGUGCUCCUGUAUUUGCUGUGAGCUCAAAAUUUAAUGGCAGAAAUGCCAAAUUAGUAUACUGAGUAUUAGGAGGUGGUUUUUUUUUGUUGUUGUUUUGUUUUAUUUUUUUCAGUUGACUGAAAACUGUAAGUUAAUGAAGUUUGAAUGUUAAUCUACCUCCUGUUGACGUCCCAAGUGACUCUGGGUGAGCCGCUUAACCUUGUAGUCAUCAUCUGUGCCCCCUUCGCAACAUCUCCCGCGAUGCUUGUCGCAAAGACGAACACUUGGAUCCAUCCUGAGAUGGAUCCAUUCUGAGACAGACCAUGGAUACCCUCGUGUGGUUUUAAUCAGGAAUGAAAUCUGAAAGCUAAGAGCAGAAGUGUUUUUGGUCAAUAUGGAGGACAAAAGACGGCGAGCCCGAGUGCAGGGAGCCUGGGCUGGUCCCCCUAAGAGCCAGGCCCCUGCUCAGCCAGCCACCACUGCUAAGAGCCAUCUCCACCAGAGACCUGGUCAGACAUGGAUGAACAAGGAGCAUCAUCUUGCAGACAGACAGUUUGUGUUCAAAGAACCCCAGCAAGUAGUACGCAGAGCUCCAGAGCCACGAGUAAUUGACAAAGAGGGUGUGUAUGAAAUCAGCAUGUCACCCACAGGCAUAUCUAGGGUGUGUUUGUAUCCUGGCUUUAUUAACUUAAAAGAAGCUGACUGGGUAUUGGAACAGCUUUGUGAGGUCGUUCCCUGGAAACAGAGGACUGGCAUCAGAGAUGAUGUAACUUACAAGCAACCAAGACUUACAGCAUGGUAUGGAGAACUUCCUUACUCUUAUUCAAGAAUCACUAUGGAACCAAAUCCUCACUGGCAUCCUGUGCUGCGCACACUGAAGGACCAAAUCGAAGAAAACACUGGCCACACCUUCAACUCCUUGCUCUGCAAUUUGUACCGAAACGAGAAGGACAGUGUUGACUGGCACAGCGACGAUGAACCUUCACUAGGGAGAUGUCCCGUCAUCGCUUCACUGAGCUUUGGUGCCACACGCACUUUUGAGAUGAGAAGGAAACCCCCGCCAGAAGAGAACGGAGACUACACGUAUGUGGAAAGAGUGAAGAUACCCUUGGAUCAUGGGACCUUGUUAAUCAUGGAAGGAGCGACACAAGCUGACUGGCAGCAUCGAGUGCCCAAAGAGUACCACUCUAGAGAACCGAGAAUAAACCUGACCUUUCGGACAGUUUAUCCAGACCCUGGAGGGGCGCACUGGUGAUGUGAGAGCUUUGAGAGAGAAGCUGUGCUGAGACUGAGCAAAUCUUCCGCCGUGAAGAAACUUCCAGAGGCUGGUCCAACUGAUCUCGCAGGGAGGCUGUUCAGAAGACAAGGGUGGGAUUUGCUUCCCGGCUUCGGAGUCCUAUUAAAUGAGAGCCAGCGGGUCACAUUCAUACUGUGUUUACUGUGGGAACAGUACCCCUAAUCACAUCUUAAAAUCACAGAGCUUCUUUAGGCAAAUUAAAAACUGCUGUGGCUGUA